Messenger RNA from Pseudozyma flocculosa PF-1, 3048 nucleotides. RefSeq lists its product as uncharacterized. The record is from RefSeq and is a predicted model, not a curated record. The transcript has a single exon. NCBI's taxonomy places the organism in Eukaryota, Fungi, Basidiomycota, Ustilaginomycetes, Ustilaginales, Ustilaginaceae. Gene Ontology annotation, biological process: protein targeting to vacuole; Golgi to vacuole transport. Gene Ontology annotation, cellular component: membrane coat; endosome membrane; AP-3 adaptor complex. Bases 1 to 3048 code for a protein of 1015 amino acids.
AUGUUCGAGCGCUCCCUCUCGGCCCUCAUCAAAGGGCUCCGCUCCCACCGCGGCAAGGAUGAGGCCAAGUACGUCGCACAGGUCAUGGACGAGAUCCGCCACGAGGUCCGCAGCGGCGACAUGGACGUCAAGGCAGAGGCCGUCCUCAAGCUCACCUACCUCCAGAUGCUCGGCUACCCCUUUGCCGACGCCUCCUUCCACAUGCUCGAGGUCAUGGCCUCCCCGCGCUACCACCUCAAGCACAUCGGCUACCUCGCAGCCGCACAGUGCUUCUCCCAGGACACCGACGUCCUCAUCCUCGCCACCAACCUCGUCAAAAAGGACCUCCACUCCACCUCGCCCCUCGACGUCGCCGUCGCCCUCAACGGCCUCUCGCACAUCGUCACCCCCGACCUCUCGCGCCACCUCGGCCCGGACACCAUCGCCCUCCUCACCCACACCAAGCCCAUGAUCCGCAAAAAGGCGCUCCUCGUCCUCUACUCGAUGAUCAUAAAGUGCCCAGAGAUGCUCGACCACGCCUGGGACCGCCUCCGCGAAAAGCUAGACGACCCAGACCUCGGCGUCGUCUCGGCCGCCGUCAACAUCGUCUGCGAGCUCGCUCGCCGCGACCCGCGCCCCUUUCUCCCGCUCGCACCCCAGCUCUUCCACCUCCUCACCACCUCGACCAACAACUGGAUGCUCAUCAAGGUCAUCAAGCUCUUUGGCUCCCUCACCCCGCUCGAGCCCCGCCUCAUCCGCAAGCUCGUGCCCCCCAUCACCACCAUCAUCUCAAACACGCCCGCAAUGAGCCUGCUCUACGAGUGCAUCCACACCGUCAUCAUCGGCGGCAUCCUGCUCGGCGACGGCGGCGACGACCUCGCCGUCACCUGCGUCGACAAGCUCGCACGCUUCCUCGAGGACGCAGACCAGAACCUCAAGUACAUCUCCCUCCUCGCCCUCGUCAAGAUCCUCCCCACCCACCCGCACCUCGUCGCCGAGCACCAGGAGAUCAUCUUCCAGUCGAUCGAGGACCCGGACCUCAGCAUCCGGCUGCGCGCCCUCGAGCUCGUCGGAGGCAUGGCCAGCGCAGCCAACCUCCAGCCCAUCGUCUCCCAGCUCCUGUCGCACCUCGAGCCGCCGGCAAGCGCCGCCGCCGACUUGGCCCACCCGUCGUCGUCGGCGUCGACGACGAGCGCAAGGAAGGCGAGCGCAGCUGCGGCCGCGCUGAAGGCGUCGCUCAGCGGCAUGGGCGGCGCGAGUGGCGGCCUCGAGGCCGCAGACCCCAGCAACUCGGCCGUGGCGGCCGCCGCGCUCAACAACAACCCGACCCUCUCGCCCUCGUACCGCCUCGAGAUCGUGCGGCGCAUCCUCGCCCUCGGCAGCGCCGACACCUACGCCAACGUCCACGACUUCCAGUGGUACCUCGACGUCCUCGUCAGGCUCGCCCUCAUCGCCAACGUGCCCGAGGACGAGGGCAUCGGCGGCAGGAUCCGGGACCAGAUCAUCGACAUCACCACCCGCGUCAGAGCCGUCCGGCCGUACGCGGCGAGGACCAUGGUCGACCUGCUCAGGGAUCCGAGGCUCGUCGGCCCCAGCCUCGCCAGCUCGACGUCGUUUGACGAGGGCAAAGACAUGCGCAGGGUGCUCCACGCCGCCGCCUGGGUGUGCGGCGAGUACUGCGAGGAGGUGCCCUCGGCGGCAGCCGCGAUCCCGCUGCUGCUGCAGCCGUCCAUCUACCAGGCCGCCGACGCCGCCACGGCCGCGGCGUGCGUGCACAACGCCGUGAAGCUGUUUGCGCACUGGACGGCGUCGUUGAGCGAGAGCUGGUCCGACGACCAGCUCGACGACGUCAAACACCUCGCCAAGCAGGUCAUCGCGGCGCUUGACGCGGUCCACACGGCGACCGACGACGCCGAGGUGCAGGAGCGUACGACCGAGUUCCGGCAACUCUUCCGGCUGCUCGAGAGGGACCUCGAGGGCUACAAGGGCGCAUCGCGGGGGGCGUCGGCAUCGACGACGACAACGUCGGCGGCGGCUGGCUCCACGGGGCCGCCAGGCUCGCUCGUCUCUUCCCGUUCGGCCUCGCCUUCGGCGCCAUCGUCGGGCCCUUCUGGGCCAAAGUCGCUCAACCUGCUCAGCCCGCUCUUCUUCAACCAUACCCUCGGGCCUGUGGCCGAAAAGGCGCAAGCCAAGGUCUCGGUGCCCGAAGGCCUGGAGCUCGAGUCCUGGAUCGUGCCGCAAGACUGGCUGAGCAGCCUGGCAAAGACGAGCGGUGGUGGCUUUGCCUUCGGCGAUGGCGGCUACGACGAGGGCCACGAGUCGUGGCUGCGAUUCGACUUUUACCAGCCCGAGGGGCGGUCAGGACGAGGAACGGCUGCGGGCGCGGGGAGCAAGAAGAAGGUGGCGUCCACCUCGGCUGCAACAGCGACGGCGAAACAGGGCACGGCAGAGGAAAAGGAGCGACGGAGGCAGCUGCGCGAGGAGCGGAUGCGCGACGAUCCCUUCUACAUCGGAUCCAAGGCGAACAAGGCCAAGAAGAAGGCAGCCAAGGGCCACGACGGCGCGGCUGAGGACGGUCGCGAGGCAGCCGCCGACGACAUCGACAGCAUCCCCGUCAUCCAGCUCGACCUCAGCGGGCUCAACCUCGGCAGCCCGUCUGGGGGCGGCAAGGCGGCGGCCGCUCCGCCUGUGCUCGAGAGGGAGGAGAUGCCCGAGCGUGCCAGGAAGCCGAAGAGUUUCAAGUCUGCAGGCGACGCCGGCGCGGCGACGACGACAAGGAAGAAGGCCAAGUCGAAGGCGGUCACCUCUGGUACGACGAGUCCGAGCGCUGCGAUCGAAGAUGCGGGCGCCGCCGGUCAAGCGGCUGCUGCUGCUGCUGCUACAGCAGCAGGAGAAGCCAUGCAGGACGACGAAGCCGAGGGAGGGACGGAACCGCUAGCCAAGCUGGUCAAGUCUGCGUCGAGCUCAUCGACGACGACGCUGGCGCAGGGGCAAGCGGGCACACCGCCGACAAGUGCGGCCAAGAAGAAAAAGAAGCGGGCCAAUGCGGCCGAGAUCCUCCUCGACUAG